CAAUUAGCUUUCACUCAAUGGGACAGUCAUCUCAAACGUGCCUCAUGUGUAGGAGUAGAUUUGCAAGAUUUCGGCGAAAAUGACCAUGGAAAUAUACCUGAAAAGACCUCAUUCUGGAGUUCCUUGGGGAUUUCGCCUCAUCGGCGGUUCGGAUUCCCAUCUACCUAUCGUAGUUUCCAAGAUUGUUGAGGGAAGUGUUGCCGAGCAGUCAGGGUUAGAAGAAGACGUCCUUCUUGAGAGGAUCAAUAAUGUACCUACUUCUGGAUUAACGCAUGCUGAGGUCAACCAGAUCAUAUUGGCUACAGAAGAUGAGCUAUUUCUCACAGUGAGAAAGGUGAAUCUAGAAAAUUUAAUUUUAGCAUCUUUGAACGAAGAAGACAGCAAUUCGGAAAUAACAAAUAUUUUACGUCAGGCAGUAAAUACAACUACAGUUAUUGAGGAAGAAACAGAGCUCGAGGAACUAGGGCUGAAAAAAGAAUUCGGUGUGACUAUGAUAAUAGAUAACAAUAAGAAUAAAAGUGAAAAUCAAAUUUCAAAAGACAAAAACAUCUACACUCCUCACAUUAGCAAGUAUCAAUUGCCACAAGCACAAGAUUCAAAUAAAAAGUGGACAACAUUUUUACAGAAGCCUAAGAACCCCAAACCAACGUCCAAAAAUCAGGCCCCACCUAUACCAAAGUCCGAGCAAUACAAAGUCAUCAUUACAAAACAGCCUAAAAGAGAAAAACAGGAAAUCAAACCUCAAGAAAUACCCAGCCAAGAAGAAAUAGUAGAGGAAAAAGAAGACGCAAAUACCCAGACAACAGAAGAAAUUCCAAUGGAGUUAGAAGUAAGUGUUAAAACACAUAUAACAGAAGAAACUGAAGUAACCAUCGAAGAUGCAGAUGAAGAACUACAAAAUGAGAUGGAAAACGUUCAAUAUGAAUACGUACAAGGAACGUACGAAAACAUUGAAGCAUCACAAGAAGAUUAUAUUCAAUACGACUCAACAGAAAAUGAAAAAAUCACAACAGAGGUGAUGAUUGAAAAUUCCCAACAAGAACAGACUCUAUCUUUGGAAGAGCAAUUAGCAGCAGUACAAAGGCAACUCCAAGAGCUAGCCCAACUACCAUCAUCCAUUCAAGAAACCCUAAGUGUGGUCACGCAACAAUUAGCAAAUAUAGUAGGAGACAAAAAACCAAAUACAGAAACUGAUGAAGAUCCUGAAACAAGAAAUGAAGAGAUGAACGAAAAUACUGAAACCGUUGAAGCUGGAGAAGCUGAGGAAGUUGAAGAGCAUCAAAUGAAUGAAGGAAACAACCCUGAGUUAGUAAUAGAUGAAGCAAGUGAUAGAGCUGAGAUGGAAGGUGGACAAUCUGAUGUACUAUCUGACAUCUACGAAGAACAAGAGGUUUCCGAAACAACGGAAGAAGCAAAUUACGAAGAAAUUCUUGCAGCACAACUAGAAGCUCAACGCAUUGAAGAGGAAAGGCAGGCAAAGCAUCAGCUGGAAAUCCAGGAAGAAGAAGAGAACAGGAAAAGGAGAAGCACGAUACGACCUAUAAUCUUACCAGGAGGCAGGAAGUGGGUGGACCCAGACGAUGUGGUGGUGAAGGUGAAGAAUCCAAAGAUGACAGACGAGAAAAUUUGCAACACACUCGAGUCGUUUUCCGAAGUGAUCGUUGGAAAAACGAAAGGAAUCAACUUUCUGAAGUAUACCCCUCCCGCAAAAAAUCUGGAAUAUCUUCAACGAUCUGAUGUUUAUCGUCUGGUGCAUGACAUGGAACCCCCAGUGAGAGGAAUCAGCUUGAGAUCUGAGAAAAUUUUAGCUGCUCAAGACUACUAUACAGCUGAAAGCAAUUGAAACCGAUUGAAUAUAAAUAUUAUGCAACGCUGAUUUCGUCAGUUGUUUCUUGUGAAAAUUUCGAAUAAAUAAAAUACCUAGUUUUGA
Molecule: messenger RNA, 1930 nt
Organism: Harmonia axyridis
Lineage: Eukaryota; Metazoa; Arthropoda; Insecta; Coleoptera; Coccinellidae
Gene: Zasp67
Product: titin
Exons: 13
Coding region: 80-1843 (587 amino acids)
Biological process (GO): muscle structure development; actin cytoskeleton organization
Cellular component (GO): stress fiber; filamentous actin; Z disc
Molecular function (GO): actin binding; muscle alpha-actinin binding
Source: RefSeq, a predicted model, not a curated record